This is a messenger RNA of Fusarium poae, 264 nucleotides long. RefSeq lists its product as uncharacterized. The transcript has 3 exons. NCBI's taxonomy places the organism in Eukaryota, Fungi, Ascomycota, Sordariomycetes, Hypocreales, Nectriaceae. The record is from RefSeq and is a predicted model, not a curated record. Bases 1 to 264 code for a protein of 87 amino acids.
AUGCAGUCCAAGUUGUGCCCCCAGAUUCAUGACAAAUAUUGCUGCAAGAGACGAAAGAAAAAAGAGAAAAUGAUGGAGUUCCCCUGCAUGUCCACGUUUUUUUUUCUAUGGGUCGUGUAUCCACAGCAUGUCAGUGUCGUAAUCGGAACGGAAGAAUCGACAAGUAUCGAAUCGUUCAUGUUACAUCGGCUGAACCAUGAGCCAGUGCAGAGUAUGACGUCGAAGCAUUACAAUGCUAUAUCGACUUGUCGACAUGAUAGUUGA